Chrysochloris asiatica (Cape golden mole) is the source of this 1323-nucleotide messenger RNA. RefSeq names its product zinc finger, MYND-type containing 10 (gene ZMYND10). Lineage: Eukaryota; Metazoa; Chordata; Mammalia; Afrosoricida; Chrysochloridae. Gene Ontology annotation, biological process: motile cilium assembly; inner dynein arm assembly; outer dynein arm assembly. The record is from RefSeq and is a predicted model, not a curated record. The coding region runs from base 1 to 1323 and encodes 440 amino acids. The transcript is spliced from 12 exons. Gene Ontology annotation, cellular component: centriolar satellite; cytoplasm.
AUGGGCGACCUGGAGCUGCUGCUGCCUGGACAGGCUGAAGUACUGGUUCGGGGUCUGCGCAACUUCCCAGUGCGCGAGAUGGGCUCCGGAGGGUGGAACCAGCAGCAUGAGAACCUGGAGAAGCUGAACAUGCAGGCUAUACUGGAUGCCACGGCCAGCCAGGGUGAGCCCAUCCAGGAGCUUCUGGUCACCCACAGGAAGAUCCCAACACUGGUGGAGGAGCUGAUCGCAGUGGAGAUGUGGAAGCAGAAGGUGUUCCCCGUGCUUUGCAGGCUAGAAGACUUCAAGCCCCCAAACACCUUCCCUAUAUAUAUGGUGGUGCACCACGAGGCUUCGGUCAUUAACCUCCUGGAGACUGUGUUCUUCCACAAGGAGGUGUGUGAGUCAGCAGAGGAUACCAUCUUGGAUUUGGUGGACUACUGUCACCGCAAACUGACUCUGCUGGUGGCCCGGAGUAGCCGUAAUGGCCACCCUGAGGAGGAAUGGCCCCAGGACAGCACCCCCAUGCAGGAGCUGCAGAAGCAGGCAGAGCUAAUGGAAUUUGAGAUUGCACUGAAGGCCCUCUCAGUACUGCGCUACAUCACAGACUGUGUGGACAGUCUUUCCCUAAGCACUUUGAGUCGCAUGCUCAGCACCCACAAUUUGCCUUGCCUCCUGGUGGAACUUUUGGAGCACAGUGUCUGGAGCCGGCGGGAAGGAGGCAAGCUACAGAGAUUUGAGGGUGGCCGUUGGCAGACUGUGGCCCCCUCAGAACAGCAAAAGCUAAGCAAGCUGGAUGGGCAGGUGUGGAUUGCCCUGUACAACCUGUUGCUAAGCCCUGAGGCCCGAGCACGCUACUGCCUCACAAGUUUUGCCAAGGGUCAGCUGCUCAAGCUUCGGGCCUUCCUCACAGACACAUUGCUUGAUCAGUUGCCCAGCCUGACAGACCUGCAGAAUUUCCUAGCCCAUCUGGCCUUAGCUGAAACUCAGACCCCAAAGAAGGACCUGGUGUUGGAACAGAUCCCCGAAAUCUGGGAGCGGCUGGAGCAAGAGAACAGAGGCAAAUGGCAGGCUAUUGCCAAGCAUCAGCUGCGACACGUGUUCAGCCCCUCAGAGCAGGACCUUCGAAUGCAGGCACGGAGGUGGGCUGAGACCUAUAGGCUGGAUGUACUAGAGGCAGUGGCUCCAGAGCGGCCUCACUGUGCCUAUUGCAAUGCCGAGGCCUCCAAGCGCUGUUCCCGGUGCCAGAAUGAAUGGUAUUGUUGCAGGGAGUGCCAAGUCAAGCACUGGGAGAAACAUGGAAAGGCAUGUGUCCUGACAGCCCAGGGUGACAAAGCCAAGUGA